Prorocentrum cordatum is the source of this 8165-nucleotide messenger RNA. The record is from the annotation of a GenBank genome assembly. NCBI's taxonomy places the organism in Eukaryota, Dinophyceae, Prorocentrales, Prorocentraceae.
AUGGCGGAGUCGAGCGUCGAGGAGUUCGCAGUCGACCAGGCGCGCGUGAGCGAGGUUGGGCUCGACGAUGACGGGGAGGCCAUCAGGCGGUCCCGCAUUAGUUGCGCCAACGAGUCGCUGGGUCGCGUGGCUGAUCUGCUCUCGGCGACGCGGCCAGGGAUGCGGCUGUCCGUGCGCCCUGUUCGUGGAGACGGGCUGUGUUUUUUCCGCGCUGCGGCUGCCGAACUGGGACUUCCAGGCCGCGCGGCUUGGAAGCUGUACAGAUGGACGCCGGUGAAGAUGAUGAGGCAGCGGAACCAGCAAUUGUUCGAGGCGCUGCAGCUGGACGAGUACGCCGUGGAGAGGAGGGCCCGCCUGCAGAAGGAGUUGCCAGCGCAGGUGGCCAGUGGCGUCGCGUGGGGCAGUCUCCCCAACUGGAAGGUGUUCUACGUGGACAUAUGCAUGGGCCUCCAUUCGGAGGACGUGUCGGCAACGCGCCGAUAUGCAGACGCUGUUGUGAUCACGCACUUCCUGGAGGCUUGUGGCGCUCUCGCUCUGUACGUGCCAUUCAACGCGUGGAGCCAGGCGGCCAUCUUCCCGGACCAGGGGUUGCUGCAGGGACGUGCGCAAAUCCCAGUGCUCGAUUUUGCUUUUGUCCACUAUGACGUCGACGGGUAUUCACACUACGAUGCGGUGGACGUGGCGACGUCAGGAGCUAACGCUCCGCGACCGUGGGAGCCGUCGACCGCGUGCCGGGGGAAGUUCAGCGACCCGUCGUGUUUCGCUGACGUGGAUGCGCUAUUCGGCGAGGAGGACGUGGCGGCUUUCUGUCAUCAGGCGUCCGGGCGCUUGCAGUUCACUGAGAGGGAGUGCGGCGGGCGCGAGUUCCGGCAGCAACGCGCGCCCGCAGCCGCGGAGGCCCCCGAGUCUGACUCCGACGCCGACCGGGAGUCAUCGCCCUCAGAGCCGGCGUCGGACUCCAAUUCCGAGCUGUCGGAGGCCCCUGCCGGGUCAGAGCAGUCCGACGUUGACCACUUGGCCUGCGGCGCCGACGUGGCGCACACGACGCUGGACGUCGCCCACGAAGCAGCUCGGGCUUUCUCUGCAUUUCUCCGGCAGGACCCGACGCUUCCUCCGCCGUUCGACCCGUCGGACGCCGCAGACAACAUCCAGGAGGUAAUGGACGGAUUGCAGUGGCCGAUCUGCAACUGCGCCGUUCGGCAGUGCCGCUGGACCGGGGAGACGGAAGGGGAUUUGCGGCGCCACGUAAUCAGCUGCCACCAGGCCUGCCUCCCAGCAGCGUGGAGGCAGGGGUGGAACAAGAGACUCGCUGACAGCGCCGACGAUGUCGGCGUCCAUGCCGAGGUGCUGGAGGAGCAGGAAGCGUGGAUCUGGUCCAUCUACUGCCAGGCGGUGGAGGUCCGGGCGCGCACUGGCAUGCCAGCUCUCGGCAUUUGCAGAGACCGGCGGGCAAUUCGCACCAUGAGGCAAGUGGCGAACGAUGCUUGUUUGUCGUCGCUGGUGUGCUUCUGCUGCGGUCAGAUCUACACGAGUGUCGAGGACCCCGAGUCCGCUGGAGUCAGUGAGAUUGGAUGGACGCCACUGCGCGGGCUCUUGCGCAGUUGUCCGCGUGAGCUCCUGGAGUACGCCUUCGGCUUGGACGCGUUCCUGGCGCACUUCCCGCACCCUGCUCCGGACCACCGCGGGACGCGGUCGCACCACUAUCCGACGCAGACAACCGCGUCUUCGCCGUGGGUGCGAACGGUGCGGUGGAAUGGUCCGAACGGAAGCCAGAACACCAUGCGCUUCCUGUGCUGCCCGGAAGACGUGGUGUGCGACCGUCAGCAUGGAGUUGUUGAUGAGCUGUGCGAGUCGUGCCGCAUACCUCUGUGCUGGCAGUGCCGCGGCAUUUUCGCGAAGACGCGAACGGUGCGGGAGCGAAUCCCGCGUCCCGCCAUCGCCAACGACACCUUUGUCGGGUUCGUGUCGGCAUGGUGGGAGAAGCACAAGCCCCGGUGGAUCGAGAUGGCCGCGGCCACGCCAGUGUGGACGAGUUUGAUGGCGUUCUACGUCGAGGGCGAUAAGGGCCACCUCAUGAACAAUCAGGCCAUGCAUCCGCACAGUCGGUACGCUGUCCGCGGUAAUCUGGCCAGCUUCCUGGUGCAUUGGGACGACGUCCUGGAGCGCCUGCUCGCCAUCACGGAGAGUUCCAGUGCUGCUGCGGCGCUGCCCCACGACGGCGAGACGCUGGCCCACUUGGUUCGCUUCGAGUUCCGGAUGAAAGACAAGGACAUGUCGAAGCACCUGAAGCACAUGCGCCUCCGCGCUCAUGUGGUGCUGCAGCUCGGCUGGGAGCUCAUCGACCGCGGCCACCCCGCUUUUUGUAGAGAUGCUGGCAAUCCCAUCGCAAUCGCCGCUGCCAAGGAGGCGUUUGAAAGGCGCGUGAAGCAGUGCUACCCGUGGCUCGGCACCCCCCAGGACACCGACGGGAAGGUCCCGCCAGCCGUGGACCGGGCGACGGUGGUGGCGGAUCCGUCCAGGAGCAGUGUGCAGGAUAACAAGCACGCGACUCCGGCGCUGGCCAGCACUGACGUCGCCUCUGUUUUCGACGAUGCCAGACCGACCGCCUGCGCGCCCACAGAUGCGACGUCCCGGCAAGGGACCGCGGGUCAGCGCCAACAGCGAGCCAUGGACGGCGGGCCAGUCGUCCCGUACGUCGCCGACGCGGCCAUGUUGGAGCAGUGGAACGGGAAGUACCCCGCGAUCGCUUUCCCGCACACGCUGCUGUGGCAGAGCGGGGGGCCAGACUUCACGAGGUCUUGGCGCAACGGUGCCGAUGCCGCACAUCGGCGCCGCGCGGUGGGGCGGCCCGAGGAAGUGCAAAACCGGCCGUCCAUCAGCAUGGGGAUGUGGCUUGCAGGCGUGAGUCGCCGAGUGGAACACCAGAUCCGAUCGGACUGGCUCUUCAUCCCAGGCAUGCGCAAUGUCCACUUCCGCUUUUUGGGCAUCACCGCGAGGUUGGGGAGCAGAGUCAGGAAGUACAAGGACGAAGACGGAUCCGCUUUCACGGAGCGCCUGACCACGGCUGUCCGCGGGUUGCACGACCUGUUGGCGAAGGGGUACUACGGGCCGAACAGCGCCGACGCGGAGCUCCCCGAUUUCGAUUUGCGUCUGUGCGAAGUGGCCAAUGAUCCUCUCUCGGUCGUUCAGGGCUUCCGCGUCGCCGUGAACGUGAUCUUGGGCCGCCUCCUGGGUCUGCGGUUGUGCGCCGAGUGCGGCGUCGCGCGAAGAUAUCGUAGGCAGCCCCGGUGCUGUUGCACGGACAAGUUCGGCUCCAAUUCGCGCCCCAUGGGCGGGAUUUUCGGGGUUGCUGCAGCUUUGCUUGGCGCCGUCGAGAACCAGCACCUAGGCACGCUCCACUUCCACGGGUUCGUGUACCUCGCGAACAUGUUCCAGCACGCACCCUUGACUGAGAUCGCGAGGACAAUUCGGGAGUCCCCUGGCUUGGCGGACGCGGUUAAGGAGUGGCACGCGUGGGUCCACAGGGAAGAGCACUGGGCCCCCGAGGAGCACCGGGAGAGCCUACCGUCGCUGGAGUCUGAGUGGCGGCAGAAUCACCGCGCAUCGGAGCACGUAGGUCUGUGUCGGUGGCCCGCGUAUGUGGACCAUGCCGAGCCGAAGACGAAGUGGGACGAGGGGUGCGAUGCCGUUGCCUGCGACGCCGACGCGGCCACCUUCAAGCAGGCUUACGAGGCAGAUGCGCAGAUGAUUUUCUCGAAGGUCCAGCAUCACCACCAUCCCAACGGGAAGCCGCUCACACACUGCAUCAAGAAAGGCUGCAAACACGGCGACAAGUGCAAGCACGGCUUCCCGAAGACCAUGCUCAUGGCGGCCCCAGAUGGACCGAGAUUCCGCGUUGUGUGCCCUCAGGUGGCCAGGGAAGUCGGGCUUAAAGUGAACGGGCCGAGGAGUGCGUUGGGCGAGAUCGCGGGGCCUCGGAACGACGACUUCCUGAGCGGGACUUGUCCAGCAUUGGCGGUGGCAUUUCGGAGCAACACGCACACGGCGCCGAACAACCGGCUCCCGCUGAUCACAGGCAUUACUCACGACCCGAACUGCCUGUGUCGACACGGCUCCAGAGAAGACACAGAAGAAGGGCACCUUCGACGCAUCGCAUUCGCGGUGCAGCGGUCCAUGUCGAACUCCUCGCGGUACAUCGGCGGGUACAUUUCCAAGGUGCAGCGCGUCGGGAAGAAGGCGCGGGAACUGGCGAAGACCUGCCUGUCCACGCUGGCCGAGCGACUCCAUGGGAAGUCCGAGAUGCAGCAGACGCUCUACACUGUGCACCGCUGCAUCGGGGACUGGGAGGCCAAGGGCGUGGCGCGGACGAUCUUCGAGGAGGUGAACUUGGCGCACUUCGCGGACAGGCCGAACCCGCUCGCAGCGGAGUGCAUCACGUCGUGCCCUGUCGCCGACUUCUACGCGGGCUGCUUCCUCCAGAUCGUGGCCGACGAGACUCGGGCGGGGCGCGCGACGGCGCGGCGCCAGAAGAGGUCCGUGGUGUUCACGGACGCAGGCGAGGUGGCCACUCCGCCGGACGCGACGGCGCGAGCGUACGCCUACCGACCCAAUCAUGCCGAGUUGAAGACUUUGAGCCCGUACGAGUUCGUCCGCUUGUUCGAGGUGGUACCAACGUACCCGCCACCAAGAGAUGCUUCGAAGCCAUCGACGGGCCCGACGGAGUGGAAGGCGAAUUCGCCGCCGGCCGCGGCUGAUGGGCCUCCACGGCCUGGGGUCCAUUAUGUCGUGAAGCCACCCGCGGAGGGAUGCAGGUACUUUGCGCUCGAAGAAGACCCAGACGACAUGGAGUUCGCGCACAUGUACGUGAUUGUACCCCGGGGCGUCCCCGCGCUACCCGUCUUCAUCGGGUCCGUCAUGCCUCAGCCCGAAAUGACGCCUGAGCGCCGCAGCGCCAUUUUGUCUGCGUACUUCCGACCAUGGACAUUGGUGUGCAAGUACGGAUCUUCUCGGGGGCCUGUUCCGCUAGCGAAGAAUCUGAACUUGCCGCCCAAGCGCCAGCGCUGUGGGAGGAGCGCGCCGAGCUUCCGAGUAGCCCUCAAGCACUACCUUCGCGGCCACAUCGUCUCGCCGUCCAACCGCAUCCUGUGGGCGAACGUGCUCCGCACCAUGACGACGAUGCCGGAGAACGCCGACGAGGGCGAGGACGACCAGGACUCGAAGCCGGUGGAGGCGCUACCCGAGAACGCGUUUCCGGUCCUCAGCCCCAGCAGCAUCAUGGCAGAGUUACGGCGAGUAGACCGAGACGCCGGGGCAGAUGCCGCUGGCGAGGACAUUGGGAACCUCUCCCAUUCGGUGCACAAAGCGCUGGAGCAGAGCAUGUCCUUCUGGGACCCGCCGAACAGGGCGCCCACGUUGAACUUGCCACUGCGACAGUCUGCUCUUCGGCAUUCCAGUGCAAUGCCAGCGGGGGCUCGCGGGAAUGCCCAGGAGCCACCGCGGAAGAUUGCGCGCUCCAAGAUGCGGGAGAAGCUGUACCCUGGCGACGCUGACCUGACCAGCAACAUCCAGAGCUGGCGGAGAGGACUGCAGACGCACCAGAUCACCCCCGACCCGCAGCAGAUGAGCAUCCUGGACGCCGUCGCCGACAGGUGCGUCCAGGAGGCCCGCGAGCAGGACCAGCUGCGCGGAUCGCCAUGCUCCCGGCUGUUCGUUCUCGGCCUGCCGGUCUCAGGGAAAUCGGAGGUCAUCCGGUGGCUGUGCGAGGAGGGCGUGGGGCUGUUCCCCACGUGCAUGGGAUGGGAACACGAGGUGCACUUCAUCAAGACCGCCCCCAUGAAUUCCAUGGCGAGCAACAUCGGUGGGCGAACCAUCCACAACUUCAGCAAGCUCGGAAUCGACCUCAUCACGGGAGUCCAGUCCGGCGUCCGGCAGGUGAAGGACUCGACGAGGGACAAGGGAAACCCCUGGGCCGUGGACGCACGCGUUCCAAAACAGUUCGCCAUGUUCGGAGGGCUCAACCUGGUGCUGCUCGGGGACUUAUGGCAGAUACCGCCCGUCAGGAGUCUCAGUAUUGCCGCCAACCCAUUUGUCAAGAGACCCGCCAACGUUGGCCGCAUACUGGAGAUGUUCUGGACAGAGGGCUUGCCGCACUCGGUGACUAACCGCUACGCCCUGGCCCAGUCGCACCGCUGCUCAGACGUGUGGUGGAGAAGCUUUCUCGCCGAAGCGCGCGCUGGGAAUCUGUCGGACAGGAUGUGCGAUUUCGUCCACGGCUUCCCCACUGAUGUGCCCGGCUCCUGGAUGCCCGCAAGCCCCGGCAGCGCCGAGGCCUCGACGGGGCACUUCGGCUGCGGGAAGGCGAAGUGCCGCGCGCUCUGGUCAGUUGAGUGGCCACGGAUGUUCGGAGAAGGUCGGGCCUGGGAGGACAUGAAAUCCCUGGAGUGCGCUGAGUGCAGCGCGGAACGCCAUCGGCGCAGCCGCGUCGCCUCUCAGAGCGAUGCCAGACAGCGGGAGGUGAGCACGGCGUUCGCGGACGCGCUGUUCGUGCACCCGUACAACGCCCCGAAGAGCAGGAGUCUGACGCUGCGAGCGGCGAAUGCGGCAGCCAAUGCUGGGAAGCAGCUCCUCUGGGUGGUGGCGCGCGAUGUCCCCCUCACUCGGGACGACGCAUGCAGGUCGACGGAGUCGCUCUCCCCCGCCAGGCAGAACUGGCUCAUGUACCCCGAGAACAAGACUGGCGGAGUUCCGGGUGUGCUGCCGAUCUUCGAGGGGAUGCGGGCGCGGUUCACCACCACGGAGAAUGCGGAGGCGGGAGCCUGCAAGCACUCCUGGGGUACCGAGACGGGCUGGGUCCUCCACCCCGACGACUCGAAGUUGGUGAAAGACCACAGGUCCGAGCCGGAGCUGGUCCUGCAGCACGUGCCCGAGGCGAUCAUGGUGCAAAUUCCCGGGAACACAGCGCCCCGCUUUGGGAAUCAGCCCGCGGGCGUCUUCCCCGUGAAGCAGAGGGAGGUGUCCUGGGAUCGCAGUCCCGGCUUCAAGGCCAUGGUGAAGCGCGCGGGGUCCCCGCUGGUCCCGCACUUCGCCGCCACGGCCCACUGCGUCACCGGCGCCACGCUGCCGCAGGCCAUUAUCGACCUCCUGGACGCGCGCACGACGCCCCGCGCAGCCAUGGUCCCCACGGGCUACGUGGCCAUCAGCCGCACCAGGAGGGCUGACGAUCUGAUCAUCACGCAGCCUUUUUCGCCCAUGCUUUUCCGCCAGGGGCAUCAGACGGGCCCAUGGCUCUUGCACUCCCUGACAGCCGGGGAGAUGACGACGGAGCAGGCGGAAGCCGGCUGGGCCAAGGCAGAGAAGGAAGCCGCGUCCAGGUCGUCCAAGAAAUUGGUGGACGUCACUUUCCAGUGCGCCGACUGCCACCAGCGGAAGAGAGCGGGCAACUUCCCAGGCAGCGGCAUGAGAACGAGCGACCCCGUAGAGCACGCCGUGGCGUUGCUGUGCCAGGGCGCGUGGAGGAGGUGCGCCCUGUGCGCGCAGAAGCGGACCUCUGCUGCGGGCGCGCCCGCCGCGGCUGCAGAGCCAUUCGCCGCGAAAGGCAGAGACGUGCUCGUCUGCAAUCGCUGCAAGGAGACUAAAUCGUUAAAGAACUUCAGACGCAGCGAGGUCAAUGACUUGACGGGAAGAGGGGCGCUGGACCUUGCCGUUUGCGUCGCUUGCACCCCUGAGAGGCAGCAAUUCAACAUUAUGUCGGAGGGCCGCCUUUUUAAGUGCCGCAUCUGCUCGCAGGAGAAGGCAGCGGAUCAGUUUGAUGCAGCCUUUUUUAAGAUGCACAAGAGCGUCAAAGUCGCCGCGUGCACAGAAUGUCUCGACGAAAAAGGGAAGCCCCUCUGUCAGGGAGGCUGCGGAGCAAGGCCUCCAGACCGCUUGACGUACAGCACCGGUUUUUGGUGCGAGUCUUGCAAAGUCCCGCCGUGCGCGAGAUGUGGCACGACUCCGCGGCCGAAGACGGCCAAGUACAGAGUGUGGAACAUGAAAGAGUGGACCUGCGCUCAGUGCCGGGAUCCGCGCGGGGGGCUGAAAUGCGCCCAGUGCUCGGCAGUGUUUAUGCGAGCAGCCGUGAAGAGUUCCCAGCGCGACAAAGCAGACAUGCUCUGCCCCGCUUGCAG